This is a messenger RNA of Drosophila pseudoobscura, 2497 nucleotides long. RefSeq names its product protein FAM49B. Lineage: Eukaryota; Metazoa; Arthropoda; Insecta; Diptera; Drosophilidae. The transcript has 5 exons. Bases 476 to 1450 code for a protein of 324 amino acids. The record is from RefSeq and is a predicted model, not a curated record. Gene Ontology annotation, molecular function: small GTPase binding. Gene Ontology annotation, biological process: regulation of actin filament polymerization.
AAUGGGUCUGCGGGCACACUGACGGUCACAAAUUUUUUGGCCCGGGACAACAACUUUUUUUUUCUGAAUUCAGAAAAGUCCGUUGAUAUCCACAUUGUUUGCUGCGCGCGUUCGUCCAAGAAUUAAUAAAUAAAAUAGGUUCAAUAAAUUUACGUUGGGUGCUCAAAAAAAUUUGUCCAUGCACAGAAUAACAAUUUAAGCAAUUGAUUUUGAAAUUGUCGCGUCGUUGGCGCCGGGCUGUGUAUCGUGUGUUUUUAAAUAUUUUUUUUAAAUAUACAUUUUGUGAAAACAUUGAAAAUCCAACCAUGCCAUUGGCGCCGCUGCGCUAAAGUCUAUCAAACACAGAUUACGCGAAAAGGUGGUGCAAAAAGUUGCCUCGAGUGCUAAUUAAUAACCCAAAAAUAAUACAACAAAUACCACAAGAUCCAUAACUUAAUAAGUUUAAUCAACACACACACACACAUCCACACAAAAAAUGGGCAAACUGCUGAGCCUGCUGUCACGCGAUGACUCCAAUUGUUGCGCCGCCAAAUCCUACGAUGUCUUCCUGGACUUUGAGAACGCCGCGCCCACAGAGACAGAGCGCGAGGUGUACGAUGAGGUGGAGCGUGUGCUCAAGGAAUCGGAGGUGGUGCUGGAGGAAAUACAGAUCUAUCGGGGUGCCGGCAAGGAAAUCCGCGAAGCCAUAGCCGAUCCCUCGCCCGAGGUGACGGGCAAAGCCUGGUCCGCCGUACUGCCGCUGGUCACCAAACUGAAACGCUGCUACGAGCACUCCAUGGAGCUGGACAAGAUUGUGCCGAAGCUGCUGGGCCAACUGGUCGGCGGCAAGUUGAAUCCAACGCAGCAUUUGGAGACACAGCAGGCCCUGGUCAAGCAGCUGGCCGAGAUUUUAGAAUUCGUAUUGAAAUUCGAUGAGUACAAGAUGAAAACACCCGCCAUACAGAAUGAUUUCAGCUACUACAGACGCAUCGUGAGCCGCCAGCGGGUGGACUCCACCGAGAACAUGAUGGUCAGCACGGAGCUGGCCAAUCGCAUGUCCCUCUUCUAUGCCCAUGCCACGCCCAUGCUCAAGGUGCUGAGCGAGGCGACAUCGAAGUUUGUUAACGACAAUGCCGACGAUGUCCAAAACACAACGGAAACACUGGGCACCAUGGCCAAGGUGUGCCUCAGAAUGCUGGAGAAUCCGAAACUGCUGCAACAGAUCGAGCGGGAAGAUACGAAAAUGCUGGUGCUGCGUGUGAUGGUUGGCCUGGUCAUACUCUACGAUCACGUGCAUCCAGUUGGGGCAUUCGUGCGCGGCGCCCACGUGGAUGUGAAGGGCUGUGUGCGACUGCUGCAGGCCCAGCCAGCCAUCAAGGCGGAGCCACUGCUCAAUGCCCUGCGCUACACGACGAAGCAUCUGAACGAGGAGAACACGCCGAAGAACAUACGCAAUAUGCUGGCUGCAUAAUAUCGGCGGGGGGGAUAGGAUAGAUGCAGAGAGAAAGAGUUCAUUAACGUUAAUUUGUAUUUUUAUUUGUAUUUGUAUUUGUAUUGAUUUAAAUGGUUUUAUUUAUGUAAUUACACUAGGCUUCUGUAUUAUUUGUAAAGAUUGUGUGUGCGAUGCGAGUGUUGUGCAACCAGGAGGCAGCCUCUAGUUUUAUUAUUUUUUUUUUGUUUAAUUAUGUAUGCAUUUCGAGCACGUGUAUUUUUUCCGUAUUGUAAUCUGUGUUUCGUAAUGCUUUAGCGUGCCUCCCGCAACGUGACGACGACGGACUCGGACGUAAAUAUCAGCAGCAGCAGCAGCAGCAUCAGCAGCAGCAACAACAACAACAACAACAAGAACAGCAACAAUAUUUAGUUAAUAAUCUAGCACUAAUGUUAAGCAAUGAAGAACCGCGAACCCUAUUAAUCUAACGAAAAAUUAGCGCAAAGUUUAAACCGAUGUAUGGUAUGAGAUAAAUCCUAAAUUUCACUACAAAAGAAAGCAGAGAUUAUAUAAAUAUAAAAGGGAAAGAAGGAAAUCUUUUAAAUCAAAUCUAGAGUAUUUUUUUUGUGCAUGGUGUACGAGCGAGAGAUAAAAAGGAUAGAUACGAUACGAGUAGAUGUGCGAUGCGAGAGAGUAGAACCAAGUGUAAAGAUACAAAUAAUUCAUAAAUUAAUUGAUUACUAUUCUAAACAUAAUGAAUGCCUACCAAAACUGAACCACACAAGCAGAAAGCAGAUGCAUUUAUAUACCGAGUAUUUCCACGCCGUCAACUUUGAUAAACGUACUAUUUAAAAAAAAAAAAAAACAAAAAACAAAAAAAAACAAACAAAUCUACAAAUUACAAAAUUCAUGAUACAAUGAUAGAGACAAAAGCUGCGCAAUAAUAAUACUUUUUAAGAUUUACAAAAUAGACAUAAACGAAAUGAAUGAAAUGGCAAAACUUAACGCAUACAAUUUGUACCAAAAAAGAAUGAGCAAAUCACACAAAACUAAAAAAUAAAAACUAAAUAAAGAUAAAAGAUUUAUAUA